Eimeria tenella is the source of this 1410-nucleotide messenger RNA. RefSeq lists its product as uncharacterized. The transcript has 2 exons. Lineage: Eukaryota; Apicomplexa; Conoidasida; Eucoccidiorida; Eimeriidae. The record is from RefSeq and is a predicted model, not a curated record. The coding region runs from base 1 to 1410 and encodes 469 amino acids.
AUGGGGCCCCUUUUGCGGCGUUUGCUGCGCCGGGGUGGCCCCCUGGGGGCCCCUCAGGGGCCCCCCAAGGGGGCCCCCCAAGGGGCCAACCAAGGGGCCCCCCAAGGGGCCCCUAACUUUAGUGUUGAAGUUUACCUUACGGACAUCGACCUCGAGGCCCUUCAGCUGUGCCGGCGAACGCAGCAGCUAGACGAGUUCCUCUUGGCGGGGCCCCCUGGGGACCCCCUUGGGGGCCCCUCUGGGGGCCCCCCUGGGGGCCCUCUGGUUGAGGGCUAUGGGGCCCCUACGACGCCAACAGGGUCGCCCGCUGCCGCUGCAUGCGUUCAAGGUGAGGGGCCCCCCGUAGGGGGCCCCCCUGUCAAGGUUUUUGUAAGGCGACUGGACUGGACGCAGGGGGGCCCCUGGGGCCCCCUGCUGGCAAAGGGUACCUCAACAGGGUACCAGGAGGGGCCCCCUAGUGCAGGGCACCCUUUACCCAAUUCUGCUAAUGGGGAAGGCUCGGGGCUUUCUGGGGGUGACCAGGGGCCCCCAAGGGGGGCCCUAGGGGGCCCCCAGGGGGGCCCUCCAGGGGCCUCCAGCGGGGGCCCCCUAGGGGGGCCCCCCGGGGGGGCCCCCCAAGCAGAUGAGUUCAGCUGGAGUCAAGAAGAAUUAGAAACCCUAGGAGCUAAAGGAGCUGUGGAUCUUGUGUUGGCUUGUGAUGUGCUUUACGACUUUGACUUGAACUGGCGGCUGGCGCUUUUGCUGCAGCAAGUGCUGCAGCAAAACCCUUGCUGCUGCUGCCUCGUGAGCCACAGCAGGCGGCUGGGCUUUGUGUGUGCUUCUUCUUUUGUUGCUGUUGAUGUUUUUGCUGAGGACUUCUGGGAUCGCUUUUGCUGCUUCCAAGACGAUCCCAGCCCCCCCCUCAGCAGCAGCUUCUUCCAGCUGUACGUACACCCCACGCCUGCAUGCAGCCUCCGCUGCGCUGCAGCAGCAGCUCCAAAGACACUCGAAGCAGCUCUGGCUCUCACGGGGGGGCCCCCCGAGGCCCCCGGGGCCCCCCGCCAAACGGGGUCCGGGGGCCCCUCGGGACCAUCAUGGCCUGAGGGGGCCCCUCAAGAGGAGGGGCCCCUUCAAGAGGAGGGGCCCCCUAAAGAGGAGGGACCCCCUGAAGAGGAGGGGGCCCCUAAAGAGGAGGGGUCCCCUGAAGCGGAAGGGCCCCCUGAAGGGGAGAGGCCCCCUGAAGAAGAGGGCCCCACUGAAUUGGAGGAGGGGCCCCCUAAAUGGAAGGGGCCCCCGCAGGUGGGGGGGCCCCCUAAAGGGGAGGGGCCCCCUGCUGCAGAAGCCCAGCAGUUUGCUGUGAUGCCUUGGGAGGCAGAAGAGGGGACAGCACACGGGGAGGUGUGGCAAUUGAGCCUGAGAAGGCCAUUUUAG